Carassius carassius (crucian carp) is the source of this 1364-nucleotide messenger RNA. RefSeq names its product ras-related C3 botulinum toxin substrate 3-like. Gene Ontology annotation, cellular component: cell cortex; cell projection; cytoplasmic vesicle. Gene Ontology annotation, molecular function: protein kinase binding; GTPase activity; GTP binding. The record is from RefSeq and is a predicted model, not a curated record. The transcript is spliced from 6 exons. Bases 158 to 796 code for a protein of 212 amino acids. NCBI's taxonomy places the organism in Eukaryota, Metazoa, Chordata, Actinopteri, Cypriniformes, Cyprinidae. Gene Ontology annotation, biological process: regulation of cell shape; cortical cytoskeleton organization; motor neuron axon guidance.
CCGGAGAGUCUCGGUGAAGUUCGCCGUCAAACCCGCUGCUGCAAGGAGGGCAGUGACCGUGUUUUUGCAGAUAUCUAUCAUUUCUCGUUAAAGUUGGACCCGUGGCAUAAUAAAAUACAUUUUCGGCCGUGAAGUGAAGUAACCUGCCUCUCCACAAAUGCAAGCUAUCAAAUGCGUGGUGGUCGGCGACGGGGCGGUGGGUAAAACCUGUCUGCUGAUCAGCUACACCACAAAUGCCUUCCCCGGCGAGUACAUCCCUACAGUAUUUGACAACUACUCUGCCAAUGUGAUGGUGGAUGGCAAACCAGUCAACCUGGGCUUAUGGGACACAGCGGGACAGGAGGACUACGACCGCCUCCGUCCGCUCUCGUACCCACAGACGGAUGUGUUUUUAAUAUGCUUCUCAUUGGUGAGCCCAGCGUCCUUUGAGAACGUCCGUGCAAAGUGGUACCCCGAGGUCCGACACCACUGCCCCAACACACCCAUCAUCCUGGUGGGCACCAAACUGGACCUGCGGGAUGAUAAGGACACCAUCGAGCGGCUGCGGGACAAGAAGCUGUCGCCCAUCACAUACCCGCAGGGUCUGGCCAUGGCCCGAGAGAUCGGUGCGUACCGACAGACUCGAGACAGCAGCAGAUCUGUGCAUGCAUGCAUGCAGCUACUGAGGGCUGUGAAGUAUCUGGAGUGCUCUGCUCUCACUCAGCGCGGGCUAAAGACUGUAUUUGACGAAGCCAUUCGCGCCGUCCUCUGCCCUCCGCCCAUCAAAAAACGCGGCAAGCGCUGCACUCUCCUCUGAGCACACACAGAUUUAUAAUCAGCCUCUUGGAAGAUAUACUGAACUGCUGUCGCAGGGUCGGGGACAGCCGUCCAUGACGCUCUAAUGCACAUCACAUGAAUAUGAACCAUUGGGACACCUCGUGGUUGAUGGCUUUUGUUUUUCACGGCCUCACGUGCCCGAGACAUCAUAUUCCAUUUCAUAUCGUUUCUAUGAGAAGUUUUAGUGGUACAGUGUAAAUGUUGACAUGCUGUAAGGAAGUGUUUCUUGGUGUUGUAAAGGAAGUGUGUCAAAGACGUGGGAAAGUUCUGUUGAUUUAGAUGCUAACCAUUCGCAGUAUUAGUUUACGACCCAUUUCACAUCAGGAGCGAGUCAAACAAGAAAGGUUGCAAAUGUUUGUAUUGUGAAAAGCGAAGCUGGUCAUGGAAGGGUUAAAAAAUCAAGUUCAGUUUUGAGCCCAGCUAACAGAAAUUUGUUCUAAGAAUGUUUUGCUAAUAUUCCCAGUAAGUUUUGAAAACAUUGUUUCUGAACAAUUUUUUUUUAAUGCAAACGUCAAGUGAACGCUCCAUAUUAUUAUUUGGCAAACGUU